AUGGAUUCGUCAAGCAUAUCGUCAAGAGCCUAUCAAAAGGCUCCGGCUCAAUAUCCUCGCGCCUCUUCGCGGACGUCCAACCGAUCCGCGUCCACCCGUAUGACUUCUCAAAGCGUGCGAAGUCCAGUCCCGGGCCCUCGCCUCGCGCCCUCACCUCAACUUUCCAAUGACCACCCGAGCCAUCGAUACCACCACAGCUCUUACAAGGAGCAAGUGCUGUCGCCUCGAUCUACACCCAAACCUACGCCGCAGGGGUCGAGAGAGGGCAGCGUCGAGUCCCCUCGUUCCCAAGCAGUUUCAUCGUUCCUACAGGAAAAGUUACAGCGAGAAAGAAGGGCAGAGGUGGACAAGCUCAGCCAGAGCGCUCUAUCACGAGUCAGCGAAGACUUUGGCGCGCCACUCAGCAUUAGCCGCGUCAAUUCUCCAAGGAGGAGAUCGGUCGCAGCUUCGUCGGAUGGAUCGCGCCCCAAGUCGAGCAGCGGCAACGAUCCUGCCAAGAAGCCCGGAUUGGGCGUCAAGGACAUGGACAAUGUCAUCUCAAGACUUCACAAGGAAAACUUUGACUUGAAGCUGGAAUUGUAUCACCGCCGCGAAAAGCAGUCAACACUGGAAUCAAGCAUCGAAACCCUAGAAAAGGAGAAGCGUCAGACCGAAGAGAUGAACGAAACCUUGCUCGACGAGCUCGAAAAACGCGACAAGGCUGUUGAGGAGGCCGUCGCCAUGAUCGUUAUGCUGGAGGCCAAGGUAGACCAGUUGCUUCAAGAGAGGAACAUGGUUCUGCAAGUCGAACAGGAGGGUUUCUUUUGCCGUCAAGACAUGGAGCAAAAGUAUCUUAGAACUUCCCUCGACCUUCCAGCUGACGACGCUGGUAAGCAAUUGGACCGAGUCCGGGCCCUCAACCGCGUGCCAAGCUUCCUUUCAGAAAAGAGCGAAAACACCGAAAACUUGCGCAACGUCUAUCUCGGAGUCCGGGGGAGUGCGCUGAGUCUGGCACGGGUCACUGAGGGGAACAUCGAGGUGGAUAACGGUGCAACUAAUGGACCGGCUCCGGGUAGCCCGACCUUGAGCGUCCUCAGCGAGAGCUCCUUUGCCAGCGUCUAUGGUAAAAAGGGCCAAGAUGGCAUCUUCCCUCCACCGGUCGAUCAGCCCCUUGGCUUGGAUGGUAUUGAUGCCGGCUCGCAGAUUUACACAGCGGAGGGGCGGGACGUCUCCAAAAGGAUAACUGGGUUCCCGCCGCGGGCCGCUUCUGCCAACCAUUUUGCCGGGUCAAGCCGUUCAUCCGCUCCCCGCCAUUCUAGCAUCUCGGGUCCUGUGGGUCACGCCUCCCCGCUACAGCAGAUCGAGCAGCUGGCCCGGUCUCAGAGUGUGCUUCAAGAGGGCUUCCACCCUGUGGCCAACAAUUCGAGCAGAGACCGACGACGCUCACAGCCUCCUGCUACCUUGAGAAAGGUCAUGACGGACGGCCCUGGUGCUUUCAGACUUCAUGAUCCAAAUUUCCCUCCCACUCCUGACACGAUUUCGACAUCGACACUGCAUCGAAUGCGAAGCUCCAACGACUCACUUACAAGACAAGACAGCCGAAAUGACAGAGCCUCAGUCGUAUACAGUGAUCAGGACAAUCAGUCGCUGCGAGUUUCAUUCCGGGGAAAGCAGAGUCAAUUACGAGGUGUAGAAAAGGGGUCUGGAGAUGACAAUGGACACUCGUAUGGUAUUGCCGUUCCUAUGCCACAGCAGCACCAUCCUCACCAUAGAGCCGCCAGCGAGUCUACGACGUCUCGGAAGAAGGACAACCAAUGGGAUAGUACCGAUUCUGACGAGCAUUCCGAGUCUCACUCCCCCCGAUCCAGUCUUGACAUCUGGAUGCGAGAGAGCAACAAACCAACGCCAGACGAUAAUAUCUCUUCCGACAUUUUCAACUUUCCGCCCGGCUUUGGUCAUCAGAAGACACAGUCGCAGGGCAUUGGCAACGAUGCCGACUAUAUCAACGACCUCUUCUCACUGCGUCAGUCUCUCGUUACGAACACGGCUCCGCCUCCACCCGGCAGGCGAUCAAGUCUCCAUGCCCGCACGUCAUCGACAACCUCAUCUGCCCGCAACUCGCCCAGAACGCUCACUCUUACCAGCACUCCAGAACAGCCAGAACAUCCAGAGGAGCCGCAAUAUGUCAGUCGCCCUAGGCAGCGGAGUAACAGCGUCCAGGUGAAACACGACUACCAUACGCCUAUCCAGUCUCCGUCCAUUCCUCAGCUCCCACAAAGCGAGAAGAGAAACCACUACCCUCCGGUCACUGGACCACGGACAGCAUUGAAUAGACUGUUCCGUCGCUCAGUAGCUCCUACUUCCCCAGUCAGCAUGCCUACGAGCGCCACCGAGACUACCUUUUCUGAAUCGUACAAGAGCGCCCAGGGCGUUCCUCUUCAGCCCUGGAUGAACAGAAACAUUGACAGCGAGCUCGAUCCUCGUAAUGGUGCCGGCUCGACGCCACCACCCAUCACGCUUACGCUUCGACAGAGGAGAAGAAAUACGGUGGGAACUGAAGCCGCACCCUCAUUUAUACCCUCAUCAACCAGUGCUCCCGUACGACUCUCAGAGAUGGCUGUCAAUGGACGAAACUCACCAACUGCGAAGAAACUACCGCCGCUACCGGCCGAGCCAACUUUGCCAGCGGCAUCAGUCAUUGGUACUCGCAGGAAGUGGCUACCUGGAUUUUCAAGGGGUAGCAGCAGCUUGAGGAACAGAGCCAAUUAG
This is a messenger RNA of Trichoderma gamsii, 2748 nucleotides long. RefSeq lists its product as hypothetical. The transcript has 2 exons. Lineage: Eukaryota; Fungi; Ascomycota; Sordariomycetes; Hypocreales; Hypocreaceae. The record is from RefSeq and is a predicted model, not a curated record. Gene Ontology annotation, cellular component: microtubule organizing center. The coding region runs from base 1 to 2748 and encodes 915 amino acids.